Molecule: messenger RNA, 1908 nt
Organism: Neoarius graeffei (lesser salmon catfish)
Lineage: Eukaryota; Metazoa; Chordata; Actinopteri; Siluriformes; Ariidae
Gene: lrrc42
Product: leucine rich repeat containing 42
Exons: 7
Coding region: 524-1783 (419 amino acids)
Molecular function (GO): protein binding
Source: RefSeq, a predicted model, not a curated record
AGCUCGCGCGGACCAGCACGCUGGUUAGCUGUACGGGUGUUUUAUUCUGGUAACAGAGAUCAGUGUAGUUGUUUGUGGGGGAAAAAGUGUUUAUUUGCUUGUAUGGAUAAAUAUUUUGUUAAAUAGAAUGUUUGUCGAAAGGUUUUCUGUUAUGCUAACUAUUAGCAUUGUUUACAUUUAACGCCAAACAUUUUUCUUCGAACGUCUUCCGGAAGGACCGAGUGUUCCAGUAAAUGUCUUCCCUGGAAACAACCGAGUCAAGCGCUUUGGUUCCGUGUAAAAUCACGAUAUUUUUUACAAGUUUGUGAUUUAGAUAGCGUUUUUUUUUUUUUUUUUUUAAAAAGCUAAUUUAUUUAGAUACACAAACGCAACAAACUUGUAGUGUAGAACAGUAUAUUUUAUUUAAAAAAUAAAUAGGACUGUAUGGAUCUUCUCACAUGCACUUGAAUAGUUUAAUUUAGUAAUUUAAUAAUCCCAUAACAAUCAAUAAUAAGUCAGUUAAAAGCAUUGCGACUAAAUUAUAAUGUAUUCUAGUGGGUCAAAUGAAUAUGACUAUGGGAGCGUGUACGUUCGUGAAAAAGGAGAACUCCACUUUGUAAACCGCACAGGAAACGUGCCUCAGUACUCCAGACCGAAAUCAUCGUAUAAAUUAUUCCAGAAAGAUUUUUCAGUCACGCUCUGUAUGGACGGUUUCCCACCCGCCAAAUACAGAAAGAGAAACGAUCACUUUGUCUUCACCUACAACAGCGAAGGGAGUCUGCGAUACACCGUGAAAUCGCUGCUUGAUCUAUCGUUAUUGUUUAUCGCUGAUAAUAUCGAACAUGUCGAUUCCCUGAUCGGUUUCCCUGAAGAAAUGGCAGACAGGUUGUUCACAGCGGCUGAGGCGAAACUGAAAUUCGCAGAGCCUUCUACCUCUGCGAGGAGGUUACAGGUCUUUAGUGAGGCCUACGGAGAACUUGUGUUAAAGUCGCUAUGUUUGAGAAACAGGUGUCUCUUGCUUUCAGAAAGGAUAGAAGAGAUUCGAGUAUUUCAUUGUUUGGAAUCUCUGGAUCUCCACGGAUGCAGGUUGGGUGACAGCCACGACUUUUUCACUCAUCUAACAUCAGAAGCGUGUGCCAGGCUUGUAACAUUGUUCUUGGGAGCAAACUGUCUGUCGGAUAAAGGCUUGCAGAGACUGACGGCGCCGAUCCGAGUGAUGAGAAGAGGCCUGGAGAACCUGCAACACUUGGACCUGUCGACAGGUAAUCCACUGACGGAGAAAGGACUUGGAUAUUUAAUGUGUUUUCAAAAACUGCGUGAGCUGAACAUCUCUGACACGAACGUCAAGGUGGACUCGUCGCUGAAGAGUUUCUUCAGGAGUAAGAUGGCGAUGGUCGUUUCGGCGUCGCCGCUGCAGACGUUCACACACUCGGAGUGUAAAACCGAGGGCUGGGCCGAGGAGGUAAUAAACCAGUGGGAAACAGCAGCUGCAGAAUCGACCGAGAGAAAUCCAAAGGCAAGAACAAACGCCGUCUGGUUCUAUGGAAGGGAGAAGUUUGUGCGAGAGAGAUUACACUCUACAUGGAACGAGUCCCAACGUGAAGAGAAGACAAGCGUCAUCCACUUUUAUAAGGUGGACCAUCAGGCUCCGUCUCAACACGGCACAGAUACACACACACAGUCUGGAGAGAAGAGGAAGUUCUCCACGGAGCAGGAGGACCGCAGUAACACACACUCGGCAGCCAAGCGCUCUGCGUCUCCGUGUUUAUCAGCCGAGGACUUGGACCUUCUCAAUAGUUACUGACCAGCAGCUACACAAGUGUGUGUGUGUGUGUGUGUGUGUGUGUGUGUGUGUGCUUUAUAUGAAGCAGGAUGAUGGGUUUUAUAACUACAAUAAAAUGUUAUUACUAUAUAAUAAAUGUCUGAUAA